AUGGCUCGCUGCGGGCGACCGUCUGUCGCUGGCGUCGUCGCACUCGUCGCCGGGCUCGCUGCGAUCAGCCUCCUCGCGACGCACGCCAGCGCAGACGCGUGUGCCUCCGUGGACUGCGGGGCAGACGCCUACUGCCUGGCGCGCGAGGAUGGGCCGCCCGUGUGCCUCUGCAACUAUGCUGGCUAUGCUUUCAACCACACGAGCAAGACAUGCACUGGUGAGUGGUGGGGGUGUGGGCGAGCAGUGGGAGUGUGGUGCGUGGCACAAGAUGGGCAGGCGCAGUGCCAGUGCCCCGGGCUCUACAUCAUGCAGAACGGCACCUGCACGGACGGUUUGCUGCAGACGGUGGUGCAGGUGGAGGGCCGUGACAGCAUGGAUCUGCUCUCCUUUGAGAGCCCUGUGCCCAUGCCGCUCGCCACGGGCGCCAUCGCCUGCUCCAGCAUCAGCGACCUGGGCGGCAGCACCACCAAGAUCCAAGUGGGAUGGACGGGCUAUGCGGAUUUCACGGCUGGCAAGGGCAUGUGCAAGAGCGUCUCGUUUCACGCCGACCCGCUGUGUGCGGAGAAUCCGGGUUUGACCAUCGCCCGCCCUGCGAUGCUCCGCAAUGCCUUCCCCGACACAAAAGCGUGA
Closterium sp. Yama58-4 is the source of this 630-nucleotide messenger RNA. NCBI's taxonomy places the organism in Eukaryota, Viridiplantae, Streptophyta, Zygnematophyceae, Desmidiales, Closteriaceae. The record is from the annotation of a GenBank genome assembly.